CUUUUUUGCACUCGGUGGGACCACCGCUCUCCAUCCGAGGUGUAACAAAACACGCCAAACAUUUUCGCCGCACUUCUAAAAUAGCUGUUUUGACAUGUCGUCACCGCGACUGCAGCACAAUGUUUUAAAACAGCCCCCUGUGACUCAUCUGUCUCCGGCGGAGAUCUCUGCCCCAAAAGUGAGGAAAAAAUAAAAGGCUGCGGGAACCAACCCGAGCAGACAGCGUCGACAUGGAAUGACGGAUGUCUCCGUCGACUUUUUUUUUUUUAGUACCCUGACUUUAGACUUUAUGUGACGGUUGGGUGGGGAGGACGGCGGGGGGGAUUCAAAAGGCGACCCAGUGCUAUUCAAAACGUCACUCACCACCGAGAACGCGCGCUAACGACCACCGGUAAAGUGCGGCUCGCGUUGCGCGCAAUGCAAUCUGUGCGCGCAAAAGCACCGGUCAGUCCAGUCGAGGAAGGGGGACUGCACGCCGAGAGCAGGACCAAGAUCCGCUUCUAAUCCCAGAAGUGAAGCAGUUUCUGUGUUGUUGAAAAGGCCGUGGAUGUCCAGCGAUGAAGAUCGAGGAGGACACGCAGCGGGGGCCCACCGCUCCUAUGGAUGAUCAGGAUCCGGGGGCCGGCGAUGGGCGGUCGUCCCGACAGCAGCGACCCGGAGCCGGUCACAAACACAUCAUGCAUGUCACCGAUCAAAAGAGAGCUACUGCCAAAACCGUUAAAGUGUCUGUGCUCAGUGACGGAAAUCCAAAGUCUGUUCUUACGAAAACUAAGAACUGUUGCACUGAUGCCGUGGGAUCCGAUGGCGGCGACCGAGAGAUGGAAAUCCAAACCCUGAUCAAGGAAAUCAUGGAGAAACAGAAAGAUGAGGAUGUGGAUAAAAUUGUUCCGCAGAGCGGAACGGCUUCAUCUCCUUCUUCCCCAGUUCAUAUCACCGAGGAGUCGGGAAACAAAAAAGACGUCACCGUCCCAUCCCAGCCCCGGCAGGUCACCCUGGCAACCGAGCAAGAAGACCCCGGAGUCAUCGUGUCCCGGGACAAGGACGAGCUCCCCCGUGUGGACAGACCACUUGACUCCGAUGUCCGCGAGGAAGGAGAUCAUGACGAUGAUGGUGAAGAUGAUAACGAUGAUGAUGAUGGCGGUGGGGAUAUUGUUGAUGGAGGUGACGGUGGUGGUCCCAAUGACGAGGAUGAUGAGGAUGAUGAUGAUGAUGAUACUUUGAUACUUUCCGAUGAAUGCGAGUCGCACUACAUCAGCACGCACGAGAUCCAGCUCGCGGAGCUCUCCGACCACGAGGAGGACGGGCCGGGCGGUGACGUCACGGCGGGGUCCUUGGAAGAAGACCACCAGGUGUACUCGUUCGUGGAUUACGCGUAUUUUACGCACGAUGUCGGCGGAGGGGUGAGGGCCCGGCCUGAUAACGGGUCCCGCCACCUGGACAGUGACCUCCUCAGCUCAGACGGAAGUCUGUCAAAGACCCCGCCAAAGGGACCGUUCCAGCAUCUGUCCAUCAAAACGACCUCCCGCGCUAUAAAUGACCCCGGCAGCGGCCUCCAAGAAAAGCUGAACAAAACCCGUCAUCAACACAUCGACACAUGCACGCGCCCUGGGGACCCGGGGGGCCACGGCCACGUGUUUCAGGGAAGCGACGGCGGGAAAACAGAGACGCUUCGCGGUGGCGCCAAAUGUUUCAUCGCCGCCCCUGGGCGGUUACACUUGGGUCGCGCGUUAAAAGGCAGAGACGCCAACUGCUUCUCCAGCAGCGGCGCGUCCAGCGGGCUGAGCGAACCCGACGACGCGGACCAGGAAGUGCGUCAUCUGACGGGCCGCGCUUUCAAAAGCCUGGCGUACCCUUACCUCGGUGCCAUUCAUUUCAGCAGCUCCAGCGGCGCGACGUCUGCUGCGGCAUCAUCGGACCACGGGGGGCUUGGACUGAACCGGUGGUCCGCGUUCGUGGACCUCAAGUACGGCAAGCUCAACAUGGAUCACUUAGUCGCGCGAGGGCAGAACCCGACCUCGGCCUUCGGGGUCGCGCGCACUACAAUGGAUCACGUGAAUAACAACAAUACAGGAUACAAGGGCGUCAUCAAGAUGCCCGCAAACAAACUGUUUACUUUGAACAACAACAACAACUCUGCCUCGCAGAAACAUAUUGAACUCGUGGGGAAAUUUGGCCACGCGCACGGCGGCGUUUUUACGCUCACAACGGAAACGUUGAACUUCAGGUGCAACGUGGAAUCUGGGGGUGGCGAGAGACGCGCGAAAUUCACACAAAGCAAGCCGGGAUCACGUUCCGCGGAUGAUGUUACCGACACCUCGCCCGGCAGGCGGAGGAGGAGCGCAGCGAGGAGCAGCGGGACUCCCUGCUGUAGCGCGGCGGGGGCGACCAUGGACGACACGCAGAACGCCAAGAAAGCUAUGUUCGCCUCGAGCAUUCUCAAAAAUGUCAUCUCCAAGAAAAUGCAAUUCGAGGAAGAGCGCAAAAUGGAGCGCGGGGAGAUCCGCGAGGGCCCGCGCAGCGCGUCGUCGUCCGCUGCCGCGUUUGCGCCUUUGCCGCCGGAGAGCGGUGGCGCCGCGCGUAAAGGCGCGAGGGAGCUGCAGAGACCGAGCUCACGGUUCUCGGAGGCCAGCUCCGAAAGCACCAUUGUGGGCUUGGAUGAGUUGGGGGACAUUGUGGACACGGAUUCUUGCGACACCGUCACCGGUGAGCGCCCGAGAGCAGAAGACCCUAUGAGUCCCGCACAAGGCCCGCUUUUAGAGUGGACGGAUGAGGCUGGAAUGGAUCCUUCUAAACGAGGGGCAUUCGAAGCAGCUAAAAGCACGCUGCUUCUGAGCCAAAAUAGCGCAUUCAGGUCGUGGAGGGACGGCGAGCUAGAGUUUCAAACGGAACAUAAAAGCCAUAAAACUCCAGAGGAGGCUUCGUUUAACGAGCGCCCGGACGGAAGUGGCCCGUGUUCGGAUCCUGAGCAUAAGCUAAGGAAAAUGUCCCAUUUGUUUUUGCCGACUAUCCAGAUAAUGCCCGACGAGUGGGAAGUUGGAACGCAGCCGACCAUGAAUUAUUCGAUGUGCGCGACCGCGUUCGAAGGCGAGAGACGCAGCAUGGACUUGCUCUCCGACAAGCGCUACGACGCAGACUCAAGACGUAUCAAAACAUCCAAAUCACCGGAGAUCAAAAUCAACCUGAGGGCCAAAGACUAUAAAAAAGAGCCGUUUGGAGCUGCCAACCUGCGGGCUCACCAUGCAGGCAGCAGCGCGCCCGGUUUUACGCGAGCGGAGGACUCCCGGUGCCAAGCUCUCGCAGCCGUUUUGAAGGGUGAGUCCUCCGAUAAGGUUCCUCAUUUCACGGUCAGGGACAUACGUGAUAACAAAGGGAAGUUCCAGACGCCUAUACACCAAGUGAGGGACGUGCGUAAACUGGUGAAAAGUUCCUAUCACUUUGUGUCUUUGGAUAAUAACGACACGAAAUCCAACCUGACGCCCGGCGGUGAUUGGAACGCGGAUCAAAAGCAGAAGCACGGGCUGUAUCGUAACCAGGCCUCGGUAUCCCCAAUCGUGAUAAAAUGCCAGUCGGUGAAUACAAAUAGCAACGGAAAGCAAUCUGGAAAUCUAAUCGACUCGUCGUUUAAAAGCGGAGCGAGCGAGGAGCCCCCGCAGUGUGAGACGGACAGGUUCGACCGUCUGUCCCCAGAGGGCGCCAAAGGGGGCUCUUCGUUAGACCCGCCAGAAGGGAGCCUGGGUUUGAAUGUCGACGCCAACUCUGGCACCUCGUCUUGCCGACAGCCGGAGAAGGUGUCUGAUGCCGCGGACAAGAAACCCGAAUCCGGCCCGGAGAACCAGAGCGCCUUGGGGAAGCUCCAGGCGGCGGUGAAGACCAUGGAGCAGCUGUAUGUGUUUGACCACAACGAGUGGAAAAGGAAGAGCGAACCGAGGCCUCUGGCAGCCGCGCGCGAAGAAUUGGAACGCAGCCGACCGGCAGGGAGCAAGGAGGAGCGGGCGGGCCGCGGCUUCCACCACGUGACCCCGUCAGCGUUCCGGGACUCCCCCCGGGCCCACGACUCCGGGUACCACAGAGGAGAGGAGAGGGACCUCCCCAAGCCCUUCCUGCAUCAGCAUCCUGGUAGCCACGACGACCGACUCGGGUUCAAACCCAUCCAGGCGUCGCAGGGCAAGAGCGCGUACGACUUCGGCGGCGCCAAGAAAACCCCGGAAAACCCCGGGAGCGUCAGGGCGUUCCCGCAGCAGCACCCCCUCCCCAGGACCCCGGCGGGCCCCCCCGCCCAGGGCGCGGCCCCCAGGUCCCCCCCGCUGCCCGUCUCCGUGCGGAUCAGCCAGGCGGAGAGGCAGCACGCCCGCUCCGAGCUCCAGAACUACCUCAGCGUCCCCCUGAAGGCCGGGAGCCAGGCGGGCAAGAGGGUCAACUCGGUCCCGCCCUGCAGCGCCUCCAGCGGGGACAAGACCCUCUACACCCUCAGCGGCGCUGGGGGCCCCGGGCCCCGGCCCCGCACCCCUCCCAAGCAGUUCGUCCCCCGGGCCGCCGACGCCGCCGCCACCCGUUCCCCGGAGCGGCCCGCGCCUCCCGCCCCGCCGCCGGCCCCCCUCUACAGCCCCUUCCCUCUGGGGAUGGUCCCGGCCCAGCAGCAGGUGUUCUGCUUCUCCCCCGCCGCCAUGAGCCCGGGGCCGAUGGAGCCCUUCCAGCAGCAGGCCACCCAGAGGAAGAUGCUCCUGGACCCCACCACGGGGAACUACUACCUGGUGGACACCCCGGUCCCGCCCGCCACCAAGAGGCUCUACGACCCCGAGACGGGCCAGUACGUGGACUUCCCCAUGCCUCAGCCCCCCAUGACCCCCAUGACCCCCAUGACCCCCAUGACCCCUAUGACCUCCAUGACCCCCAUGACCUCCAUGAGUCCCAUGUCCCCCAUGACCUCCAUGACCCCCGUGCCCAUGGGGAUGUCCCCGAUGGCCCUCGGCCCCCCCGGGGCCUACGGCCACACCUACAUGUUCUACCCGGGCUUCAUGCCCGGCCUGGUCCCCGGCAGGGCGCUCUCCCAGCCGCCCCAGAUGAUGUGCGUGUCCCAGGCCGAGGGUCCGACGGCGGCGGGAGGCGGGGACCACCCCAACGCCGGGGCCUACGCCGAGAGCCCCUACUACCUGGCCACGGGCCCGUCGCCGCAGCAACGGCGCCGGGCCCCGGCCCUGCCGCCGCCGCAGGGGCCGAUGGGCGGGAAGCCGCCGCCGGUGAUCAGCAUGUCGUCGUCCCAGCAGGGGGCGCCCCGCAUCGUGGCCCCGCCCUCCUUCGACGGGACCACCAUGAGCUUCGUGGUGGAGCACCGGUGAACAGGG
Molecule: messenger RNA, 5342 nt
Organism: Gadus macrocephalus (Pacific cod)
Lineage: Eukaryota; Metazoa; Chordata; Actinopteri; Gadiformes; Gadidae
Gene: c17h4orf54
Product: chromosome 17 C4orf54 homolog
Exons: 1
Coding region: 558-5336 (1592 amino acids)
Source: RefSeq, a predicted model, not a curated record